AGCACCGCGAGCACCCGUCUCAUUUCACUUUGCGUUACCGGAGGAUUGAUAGUAAACUGGCGGCGUAAUAAAGAUUUAUUACCUGGUGGGAUAACUUUAUUACGGUAGAUGCUACUGUAAGGACUUGGCACGAAUUAGGACAUCCCAAAAAUGCAGCAGCAAUCAGUAAUGGAAGAGGGUACGGCCUUUGAGCCACCCACAUACAGCUACGAUGAGACCUUCCCGGUUCUCCCCGGAUCAGCCAGCCCGAUAUCCAGCAGCCCCAAUCCUCUUUCAACGAAAAACAACAGUAUGCGUGUUGGUUGUUCGGUCGUUACACAGGUUUUUCAUGUUCCUGUUGAAGAGCGUAAGUUUGACCACAGUGACAAAUUUGGUGAAGGUGAAUCUGUGAGAACCUGCCUUGCAAUAAUGAAGGAAAGUGGUGCUCACAUUGAGAUAUCUUCCUCCAAAGAUCAGUCAUUGACAUUUUUAGUCACUGGCAAACAAAACGAAGUCUUGGAAGCUCGACGUCGUAUUCUGACAACGUUUCAAACCCAGGCGAACAAACAACUCAACAUUCCCAAAGAACAUCAUCGCUGGAUCCUAGGAAAGCAAGGACAGAGAUUGAAGGAUUUGGAGAAGACAACAGCUACAAAGAUUCAAAUACCUUCGGUGCAGGAUCAAUCCGAUACGAUAACAAUCACUGGCACUAAGGAAGGUAUUGAAAAGGCUGAGCAUGAAAUCAAAGUGAUUUCCGACGAGCAGUCAAAAAAAGCAUUUGAGAUUGUUAGUGUGCCAACGAUUUACCAUCCUUUUAUACAUGGUCCCCGUAAUGAAACUCUAAAUGCAAUGAUCGCCGAAACCGGAGCACGUAUAAACAUUCCUCCGCCGUCGGUACAAAAAGAUGAAAUAACAAUAGCAGGUGAAAAGGAAGGCGUUCUAGCAGCUAAAGAAAAGAUCGAAGCUAUCCACAGAGACAUGGCGCAAAGAUGCACAACGGUGUCCGUUGAAGUGCCAAAAUCUCAACACAAGCACGUCAUCGGACCCCGUGGUAGUACCAUUGCCGAAAUACUGCAGCUUACUGGCGUAAGUGUAGAAAUGCCUGCUGCAGAUUCAGCAACAGGAACUAUAACCCUUCGUGGACCACAGGAGAAGCUUGGUCUUGCAUUGGGUAAAGUUUAUGAGAAGGCAAACAGCGUCCGUAGCACAACGGUCGAGGCUCCUGCUUGGAUCCAUAAAUAUAUUAUCGGCCGCAAAGGAGCAAACAUCAAAAAAAUAACCCAAGACUUGAGCAACGUUCAUGUUGAAUUUACCAACACAGAAGAUAAGAUCAAGAUUGAAGGACCCCCUGAAGAUGUAGAAAAAGUUCAAACUGAACUGCAAAACAUGGUCACUGAUCUCAUCGACAAGCUGACAUUCACCGAACUUAACGUUGAUCCCAAAUUCUACAAGCAUAUUAUCGGAAAGAAUGGAACGAACGUUAAUCGUUUGAAUGAGGAGACUGGAGUCGUGAUCAAUAUAUCUGAGAACGACGGGAAAAAUCUUAUUCGCAUCGAGGGAAAUUAUGCUGGUGUAGAAAAAGCUAAGAAGGAACUCAUGGAGAUGGUUGAGAAAUUGGAAAAUGAAAAGGAAAAAGACGUUAUAAUCGACCAUCGUUAUUACCGCAGCAUUAUUGGAAGCAAGGGGGAUAACAUCAAAGAAAUUAGAGACAAGUUCAAUCAAGUGCAAAUAACUAUCCCUGGACCAGGCGAAAAACGUGAUGUGGUAAAAAUUCGAGGCCCCAAAGAGGACGUGGAUAAGUGCCACAAACAUUUGAUGAAGUUGGUCAAAGAGCUUAACGAGAAUAGCUUUGUCAUGGAGGUUCCUAUUUUUAAACAAUUUCACAAGUUUGUUAUAGGUAAAGGGGGCGCCAAUAUUCGCAAGAUUCGGGAAGAAACUCAAACAAAGAUUGACUUGCCAGCUGAGGGUGAGAAAAGCGAUGUUAUCACUAUAACGGGAAAGAAAGAAAAUGUUGAAGAGGCUAAAGAAAAAAUUCAGAAGAUCCAAAAUGAAUUGGCAAACAUAGUCACUGAGGAGAUUGUAAUACCUCCAAAGUUUUACAAUUCACUAAUUGGAACUGGAGGAAAAUUAAUUCAUUCCAUUAUGGAAGACUGCGGAGGAGUUGCUAUCAAGUUUCCAACCGCUGAGAGUCAAAGUGAUAAGGUCAGCAUCAGGGGGCCAAAAGAUGAUGUUGAAAAGGCAAAACAACAGCUUUUAGAAUUAUCCAAUGAGAAACUUUUAUCUAGCUUCACUGCUGAAGUUCGAGCAAAGGCCCAACAUCACAAAUUCCUUAUCGGAAAAAGUGGUGCGAAUAUUAAAAAGAUCCGAGAAUCUACGGGAGCACGAAUUAUUUUCCCAACGGACAAAGACGAGGACAAAGAGGUCAUCAUGAUCAUUGGCAAGCAAGAUGCGGUCGACAAGGCCAAAGCUGAGCUUGAAUCUACUAUUAAAGAAAUAGAUAAUAUCACAGAAAGUGAAAUCAGUAUUGAGUCCAAGCAUCACAGACACUUCGUGGCUCGUAGGGGAGAAGUACUUCACCGAAUCGCAGAAGAAUGUGGUGGAGUUCAGAUCUCUUUCCCGCGCGCUGGUGUCGACAGCGACCGAGUUGUCAUCAAGGGAGCGCUUGAAUGUAUCAAAGCUGCGAAGCAGCGUAUGCUAGAAAUUGUCCAAGAGUUGGAAUCUAUGGUAACGAUCGAAUGCAUAAUUCCACAACGACAUCACCGCACAGUUAUGGGUGCUAGGGGCUGCAAGGUUCAAGGUAUCACUGCAGAGUUUGAUGUACAAAUCAAAUUUCCAGAUCGUGUUGUGCAUGAGGAACAACGUCCUGAUGAACAAGUCAAUGGCGAGGAGACAGAGGCAGUAGAAACCGUUCCAGCUUGCGAUAUAAUCCGAAUCACUGGGCAACCAGACAAGGCAGAGGCAGCUAGACAAGCUCUUUUAAGUCUUGUUCCAAUUACUAUUGAGGUCGAAGUGCCGUUCGAUCUCCAUCGCUCGAUCAUAGGACAACGAGGUCGCGAAGUUAAAGAACUAAUGGAAAAAUAUGAUGUACAUAUCAUGCUGUCACCGGCUGAACAAAAAUUAGAUUUUAUCAAGAUUUCUGGAACACCACCGUGUGUAGAAGAAGCAAAAGAAGCUAUUCUGGAGAAAUGCAAGAAUCUGGAGGCUCAGCGACAAGAUAGAGCGCUGAAAUCCUUUGAAUUAAAGAUUGAAGUAGAUCCAGAAUAUCAUCCUAAGAUAAUCGGUCGCUCAGGCGCCGUAAUAAAGAAAAUUAGAUCUGACAAUGACGUUCAAAUAAAUUUCCCACGCAUUGGGGAACCCGAACAACACAUUAUCACCAUCACUGGUUAUGAGAAAAAUGCUCAAGACGCUCGUGAUGAUAUAAUGAAAAUAGUCAAUGAGCUGAACGAGCAGUCCAAAGAAGAAGUCCAUAUCAAGGCAGCUGUACACUCUCGAUUAAUCGGAGCCAAGGGAAGAAACAUUCGUAGAAUAAUGGACGAGUUUAAAGUAGACAUUAGAUUUCCACGAAAUACUGAUCCUGAUCCUAACAUUGUAACCAUAAUGGGGAGCGAGGAUAACAUCAACGAUGCUAAAGAGCACCUGCUGAAUUUGGAGGAGGAAUACCUCCAGGAUGUCAGCGAGAAUGAAAUACGAAACAGUUUCCGUUCUCCGAUUCAACGAGAUGAGGGAGGGUUGAGCGGCACUGAAAGCGAGACUGGAUUCGUAGUCAAAGGAGGUCCGUGGGAGCAGCAGCAACGAGCUGCUCCGAACACAGACAGCGUUACGGAAUUUCCAUCCUUCGGUGGUUCCGCUGCUCCCAUGCCUGCGUCUGCCCCAUCUGGUCCUUGGGGGGCUAAGCGCUAGAGUAGAGUAGAAGACAUCUUCUAAUAAAUAUCGGUCGACUUUAUAAGCUAAUGAAUUUUAAGGUAACUUUCCUCUGACAAACGACAAGGGUAACACUGCUGCUGGGUGGUUCCCUGUUCCAUUACUGAUGCUGCUGCAUACGACCUGGCCACUCUCUUGGACUUUGACACUGGUUUACUACACAAUGUACGACGACAUGUUUAUAUUUACAGUUCAAACUGACGUAUUUAUGUAUCUGUAACUGCAACGCGUAAUAAUGGUCGAUAGAAAAAAAAAAGUUAUAACACACCGUGACAUACUACACUAGAAAUCAGGUUAUUUAUAAUGUAGUAUGUUUGGGGGUGAUUUCACUUUGAACCGAACAUGUUUUUUUUUCAUCCAGACGACAUGCGUUGUAGGUUCAGAUAUAUUGUACUUAAGACUGUGGCUUCAUAGGAAUUAAUUUGCGUACUGUAUAUUCUUCAGAUUUGUCGAUUCUAGACGGAUCAAACACCGUGAUGGCUAAUUAUUAUUUUAUUUUUGUUUUUUUUUUCAAUUUUGAAAAUCUAUUAAUUAGCCAAGCAUAAUAUUUUGUUUAUUUAUUUAUAACUUUUUGUAUAUAAAUUCCAAUUUCUGUGUUGGACGUUAUAAUGAAAUUGGCUAGCAAAGCCAGACAUUGAUAUUAACUGCUAAAUGUUAAACGAAGAAAAUUAAUGGAAAAUUUCUGAAAAUGAAUUAGGUCAGUUUAAAGAACAUGUUCCUAUACAAUAUAUACUGAAUCUAUUGUAGAAUAUUAGCGAUUAUAAUCCGCGUACACAUAUACUGUUCUAAAAGAACAAGAAGGCACACUUUCAAUUGCUUGCUUUUCGGAAUUUACAAAUUUACGCUUCGUUAAAAUAGUUUAUUAGCACGACGUAAAUCGAGAUUUUUUAAUAGUAUAAAUGUAAACUGAAAAAAAUAUUAAUUUUUUAUAAUAUGAGUGUUAUCCUUACAACAAUGAGACGUAAAAAGGCACGGAAGAAAAAAGUUAUAUAUAUAACUCAUAUCCUGUAUUGUCGAUUUGAGUAACUUCUAUGUUGAUAUGAAAAGCAAGGAUUUUCUCCAAUACGGAUGACUUUAAAAAUACGAAAACCGCUUUGGGAACAUAAUCUUUAUAAGACCUUUCAAUUUAGUAAUUGAUUGACAACCCAGACUAACUAUUAUAACAAGAUGUGUCCGGUUGUAACUGGCGUUGUUAACAAAUAAGUAAUUACUCUACAUUCAAAUAGAGUAUACGAUACUGUUCAGUGUGUGAAUUUUUAUUUAUUCAAUUUUGUUUUACAACAACAACAACAAUAACAUUCAACUUUGGUGUAUGAUAUGCAAAAUCACAUAUACCAAUGUAUGAGGCCAACUAGUUAAGAAAACUAUUCGGUUCAAGUGCCUUGUCUACUUUCUUCAAAGACAGCUCAUUUUCAAUUGUUGGAGGAAUGUGAAUAUUAGGUUUAUGUAUAUGAUAUUGAUAAUAAUCAUUGUAUGAUUAACCAUGUGUAACCAGAUGAAUAUUGCAUAUAUACCACUGUCAAGAGACGAGCAAAAAAAAAUGACAGCUAAUAAUCAUGGAUUAAAGAAUUACCAAACACA
Molecule: messenger RNA, 5481 nt
Organism: Neodiprion fabricii
Lineage: Eukaryota; Metazoa; Arthropoda; Insecta; Hymenoptera; Diprionidae
Gene: Dp1
Product: vigilin
Exons: 23
Coding region: 151-3879 (1242 amino acids)
Cellular component (GO): nucleus; cytoplasm
Molecular function (GO): mRNA binding
Source: RefSeq, a predicted model, not a curated record